AUGACACGAUUACUGAUCGUGUUGAACUUGUUCAGAUCAAGAAAUGCUAGAAGGAAUACAGCUCUGUUGGCUCUGUUCUUGGUGUCAUGCAUGUGUGUCUGGUUGCGAAAGAGACGAUGGUUCAUAUUCAUACUGUCAUUCAUACUGCCUGAAUCUCUGCUACAAUACAUCGACACUGAACACUUUAUGUCUGGCCAGACGCCAUCACCUUCAUUGUCGUCCACGCCGUCAAAGGGCCGACUGUCACCGUCAUUGUCUCCAUCAAACGAUCAACCAACAUCAAGAUACGAGCAUCACUCAUCAAAGCAUGACCCGAUCAGCAACAGCUAUACAACGUCAUCGUCAACGACCUUGAUCACAAAGUACAAGCCACCUCCCAGAGUAGCACUCAACUCACUGCAGCGCAAGAGGGUCACGCUGUCAACUGUAGAUACAGUAUAUUAUGAACAUAUAUCAGAUAGAAAGGUGUCCAAUUACAAGUUAAUAGAGUCUGAGCGCGACACCUUGCUACGUCUGGCAGCUGCUGCCGAUCUAUAUCUUAUCACACAGGUCGAUGAGGACAAAGAGGAGGAGCAAGUAGCAAGCCUACUAAAGUCCACUGGAGUGUUUGAAGCUGGUUUGAAUCCACAUAAACUGAUAUUCUGUUCGACAGCACAAGGCAGAGGACAUAUAUCAAGACACCUGGAAGCAUAUCUACACAUUGAUGAUGAUAAGACUGUUUUGUCAUCUUUGAAACCUUAUGUACAACAUCUACUACAUGUGUUUGAUAUCAAUGCCGAUACAUCGACGACGACCACUACAACCACAACGACUACAACCUUGUCCUCAUCUACAAUACUAUCUACAACAACUACAUCAAACAUCAAUGGCAGCAGCAAUGGUAGCAACAUAAAUGGAAGCACCAUUAAUGGUAAUAGCAAUGGCAAUGUCAAUGGCAACAGCAAUGGGAACAAUAAUGUCAAUGGCAAGGAUUCGGACAAUCAAAGGAUAUACACAUGUCCAUCAAUGCAUGAAUACUUCAAAUAA
This is a messenger RNA of Acytostelium subglobosum LB1, 1026 nucleotides long. RefSeq lists its product as hypothetical. Gene Ontology annotation, biological process: peroxisome organization. The transcript has 3 exons. Lineage: Eukaryota; Evosea; Eumycetozoa; Acytosteliales; Acytosteliaceae. Bases 1 to 1026 code for a protein of 341 amino acids. The record is from RefSeq and is a predicted model, not a curated record.